Molecule: messenger RNA, 575 nt
Organism: Hyalella azteca
Lineage: Eukaryota; Metazoa; Arthropoda; Malacostraca; Amphipoda; Hyalellidae
Exons: 2
Coding region: 79-567 (162 amino acids)
Molecular function (GO): protein binding
Source: RefSeq, a predicted model, not a curated record
CUCGACUGCCUCUGGAUUCCCCACUUGUGUCGUGUGCUCGGAUGACUACUGUGAAGUAAACCCUCCUCGGCUGCUGACAUGUGGUCACGCUUUCUGUACUUCUGCCUCAAAGAUCUUGAGAUGAACAAUAGCUACGCAUGCCCGCAGUGCCGCAAAGUUCGCAACAAAGGAAGUUGCUCUAAACUUCCCGUUGUUCUGACUCUGAUCCAUCAGAAAAAUGCGAAAAAUAAAGUCUCUCCCAGGGACCCACCUACUAAAGUCCUGGAAAAAGUUGAACGCUUGCAACAGGAUAAAAUGCGACGCCCGUCAACUUCAAUUAAUUCCAACACAAAAACUAUUGAAGUGCAUGUUCAAGACCCCCGUGGACAGACGCAUACGUUCAACGUGGACCCAAGGACGGAGACUGUGCUGAGGUUGCGGGAGCGCAUGCCAAAUCGUCCGGACGAUUGUCGCUACCUGACAUUUGAAAAUCGUACCCUGGAGAACCAACGCCUGUUGGCGGAAUACAACCUUCGUCCGCACUGCACGAUCCAUGAACGGGGGCGUUUGUCGGGUGGAUGCUAUUAAAUACAGAA